Molecule: messenger RNA, 306 nt
Organism: Penicillium cataractarum
Lineage: Eukaryota; Fungi; Ascomycota; Eurotiomycetes; Eurotiales; Aspergillaceae
Exons: 3
Coding region: 1-306 (101 amino acids)
Source: RefSeq, a predicted model, not a curated record
AUGCCUCCAAAAGCCCCCUCAAAUCUACGGCCCGUGCAGAAACCAGGUGUCCAUGCUGUCAGGCCAUCACCACUACCCAAGCCAGCGCCCCGGCCAGUGAAUCCGGCGGAUAUCCGGAAGACCAAGGAGUAUAAGGUUGCUGCGCGACGAUGGUUGUCCACUAUCGUGGCGUUGCCGAUUGUGAUGUACACUUCUUGGAUUCUCUAUGAGCGUAUUUACGGGAAUAAGAGCCCAAGGAGGUUGACGCCACAGCAGCCGCCACAGGAGUCGUCUCCGUCUGCUUCUUCCUCAUCUCCUUCUUCAUAG